This is a messenger RNA of Ilex paraguariensis (yerba mate), 795 nucleotides long. The record is from the annotation of a GenBank genome assembly. Lineage: Eukaryota; Viridiplantae; Streptophyta; Magnoliopsida; Aquifoliales; Aquifoliaceae.
AAAUAGUUGGAGACCUUCGACAACCUACACCAACCACAGACAGGAACACCAGAAAUGGCAGGAACUGGAGAUCAUCAUCAGGUGAAAGAUGUUACUCCUUCUGUCACCGAAAUUCAAAAAAAUUAUGGGCAAGCACUAGAUGAUCUUGUGAACGUGAACUCACUAUUCACCGCGGCGGUCUUCAUAGGAUUUUCUUUCAGCACGCCAGGCCAGACGAGUCUAGAUGGCCGAGAGAAGUGCAAUGCCAGUACUUUCAUGCUGAAGGUUCUAGUUCUGUUGGAAGUUGCAUCUUUCAGUUUCUUCCUGUAUUCCAGCCUAAUGGCCAAGGCACUCAAGUUGGAAUUCACACUCGAAAAGGCAAUUCAAACCAAGGGUUCUACUACUUCUUUGAAGUCAUAUGCGCGUAUGAUGUUAAUAUCCACUGUUUGGGCAUCUUUGUUUGGGUUUUUGUGCUUGACAUUGUCGAUCAUCUUAGCCAUCCAGGUGAAGUUGGGGAAGUUGUCUUGCAAGAAUGGAUUCACAACCUUUGGGAUUUCAUUUAUGUGUGUGGUUCUCUCUCCUGUUGUCGUUGCCUAUCUGAGUUAUGCAAUUUAUGCAAGUCGUAAGGAUCCCAGAAAAGGUCAUAGCCUUCUAGAAUUGAUAUUCAGUCCUCAUGAGGUGCUCGCCCCCUGAAUCACUAGAUCAGUCUGAUGAGAAAGAAAGGAUACAAGUAAUGCAUUAUGGUGUGGGUUGUUUGAAUUAGUCACUACUUUUUAAUAAUUUGCCCAAAAACCUUGUGUAAAAGGCAAGAGAGAA